Oncorhynchus masou masou (cherry salmon) is the source of this 2396-nucleotide messenger RNA. RefSeq names its product general transcription factor IIH, polypeptide 2 (gene gtf2h2). Gene Ontology annotation, biological process: DNA-templated transcription; regulation of transcription by RNA polymerase II; nucleotide-excision repair. The record is from RefSeq and is a predicted model, not a curated record. Gene Ontology annotation, molecular function: zinc ion binding. The transcript has 11 exons. Gene Ontology annotation, cellular component: transcription factor TFIIH core complex; transcription factor TFIIH holo complex. The coding region runs from base 402 to 1691 and encodes 429 amino acids. NCBI's taxonomy places the organism in Eukaryota, Metazoa, Chordata, Actinopteri, Salmoniformes, Salmonidae.
CAAUGAGUUAGUUAUAAAAUAUCUUUGGCGCUGCUGAACCAGAAUCUUGGGUUUACAGGAGACGUUGAAUAUGGCGAUUCUCCUUUAAGCCCAUUCAAUUUGCUAUUCUCCAGCUUUUCAAGAUUAAUGUCAUACGUUUGGUACUUACCAAAGAAUUGAGUUUGGCUGAGCAACUAACGUUAGUAUCGUAAUGACGUUACUGCCGUUCCGGCCGGUAUGUACUCCACCCCCUUAAAAUCAAAAUACAAAGUUACACGCAACCGAAAAUAAUCGUAUCGUUUUUGAGAAAAUGCCAAAUCCACCUCUUCUGCACCACCAAUAAAAUCACAAAUUACUACCACGCACAGUUCGGCUGAUCCAGCAGCAGAAAAGGUCAUUGAUUUGAUCAUCUUCAACAGUUUAUGAACGCCAUACCUAUCUGUUGUUUCACCCGCGCUACACGGGACGCAAUACUAUUUAAUAUACUUCAGUUUUUGAUUGAACUGCAUUUGGAGGUUGACUCAAUCAAGAUGGACGAAGAGCCAGAGAGAGCCAAGCGUUGGGAGGGAGGUUAUGAGCGAACAUGGGAGAUCUUGAAGGAGGAUGAGUCUGGAUCUCUCAAAGCCACUGUAGAGGAAAUCCUUUUCCAGGCCAAAAGGAAAAGGGUGUUUGAGAGUCAUGGACAAGUUCGGCUUGGGAUGAUGCGCCACCUGUACGUGGUAAUUGACACCUCUAGAACCAUGGAAGACCAGGACCUGAAACCCAAUCGCCUCACCUCUACACUCAAGCUGGUGGAAUAUUUUGUUGAGGAAUACUUUGACCAGAACCCCAUCAGUCAGGUGGGCAUCAUCACCACAAAGAACAAGAGAGCGGAGAAGCUGACUGACCUGGCAGGGAACCCAAAGAAGCACAUUGAUGCCCUGAAGAAGGCAAAGGACUCUACGUGUGGAGGAGAACCCUCUCUAUAUAACUCCCUCAGCCUGGCCAUGCAGACUCUCAAACACAUGCCAGGCCACAGCAGCAGAGAAGUCCUCAUCAUCUUCAGUAGUCUCACCACAUGUGACCCAGCUAACAUCUACGAGCUGGUCAAGACUCUGAAGGCUCUGAAGAUCCGUGUGUCUGUGAUUGGCCUGUCAGCCGAGGUGCGUGUUUGCACGGUGCUCACCAAGGAGACCGGGGGGUCGUACCAUGUGAUCCUGGAUGAGAGCCACUUCAGGGAGCUGCUGAUGUUUCAUGUGAAGCCUCCUCCUGCUACCUCCUCCUCCGAGUGUUCCCUCAUACGCAUGGGUUUCCCGCAGCACACCAUAGCCUCUCUAUCAGACCAGGAUGCCAAGCCGUCUUUCAGCCAGGCCCAUCUGGACAGCACUAGUGGUGGUCCCGGUCUGUCUAUGGGAGGGUACUUCUGUCCACAGUGCCAGGCCAAGUACACUGAGCUACCUGUCGAGUGUAAAGUCUGUGGGCUGACACUGGUCUCCGCUCCUCACCUGGCCCGCUCCUUCCACCACCUCUUCCCCCUGGAGGCCUUCCAGGAGAGUCCUCUGCUGCUGCACCACACAGAGAGGUUCUGUGAAGCCUGCCAGGGGGAGCUGAAAGACAAGAGUGUGUUCACAUGUCCGUCGUGCAACAGUGUGUUCUGCGUGGAGUGUGACCUGUUCAUUCAUGACACGCUGCACUGCUGCCCCUCUUGCAUCCACAGCCGCAGUGCCCCCUGAGAUGCUCUGGUCAAAAGUAGAGGACUAUGUAGGACUUAUAGGAAACCUCAAGACAAGUGCCAAUAUACCUGCACACACUUUAAAGAUGUUUACUAAUUUGGAGGGCCUUCAGUGCUUUGGGCCCUUACAGAAUUUACCUCUGGAGUUGUGUUGCUAGGAAAUUUGGAAUUGACUUUGGCCGUAUUGCUUGGAGUUGACUUUGGAGUUGUUCUGUAUCCAGGCUGACAUCUAAAGCUAGAGGACUGACUUUACCUCAAUGAUGGUUGGAUUGAGAUGGAACUGCUGAAACUCUGAGCAUCGAUAUCACCGGUUGGCUAGUGCCGGUUGGCUAGUGCCAGAUGGCCCUGGCAGCAGCAUAGAAUGGACCAAACCUUUUCAAUAAACUUCAGCUCUUUUGUAGAGAUCUUAUUGUAUGUUCUCUUUAUUCAUUUAGACUCGUCUGUCUGUCCCUAUCUCUUAGCCAGAGCCUUCAAAUAAAUUACAGAGUUUUACAAUCAAUAUUUUUCAUUUCAGUAUUUUAACAAAAUACAAAUUCUUGUCAACAUUUUGUCAACACAAGUGAGGCAACAAAUGCAAUAGAAGGAGCCUCCUCUGAGAUGCAGGACUGGGCUGUUUCUCCUGGGAACAGUAACCAAGGUAACGCUUAUGUGGAGAAUCUAAUGGUGGUUAUGAUCCCCUAAAGUGGGAACAACCAUUAUAUAUAUA